This is a messenger RNA of Spinacia oleracea (spinach), 1735 nucleotides long. Its product is annotated as cytochrome P450 71AP13-like. The record is from RefSeq and is a predicted model, not a curated record. Lineage: Eukaryota; Viridiplantae; Streptophyta; Magnoliopsida; Caryophyllales; Amaranthaceae. Gene Ontology annotation, molecular function: oxidoreductase activity, acting on paired donors, with incorporation or reduction of molecular oxygen; iron ion binding; monooxygenase activity.
AUUAUUGAUUCCUGGAAAUAAUUUUUGUGCAAAAUUGGAUUCUUCAAUCUUCAUCAGCUGUAAAGAUUUCCUCACAGUUGAUCACCAAGCUACAAAAGGAAGACAGCAGAAAACUAGUUUCACCAGCCAACAGACAAACUAAUCACAAAAUGGACGGCGUCCUUUUUUGCUUCGUCUGUGCUUUUGUUUUCACACUUCUGGUGCUCAAAAUUCUCUUAAAAGAUAACCAAACAAGCAAAAAAUUCAACCUCCCACCAUAUCCCUCAAAACUACCCAUAAUUGGGAACCUUCAUCAGCUAGGCAAAAUGCCACCUCUCACACUCAGAAAACUCGCACAGGAUUUAGGACCCAUAAUCUUCUUACAGCUUGGUGUUUCAUCUGCUGCUAUGGCCAAGGAAGUGAUGAAGACACAUGAUCUAGCAUUUUGCAGUAGGCCUCAGCUGUAUUCUGCAAAAUGGCUUCUAUACUGCACAAACAUUGUUUUCUCCCCAUAUGGUGCUUACUGGAGGCAUGUAAGGAAGAUUUGCAUACUAGAGCUACUGAGCAACAAAAGGGUUCAACCAUACCACUUUGUAAGAGAGGAGUUAUCUCAUCUAGUUCAUAGAAUCGCAGAUUCUUGUUCUCGGGAAAUCAGUCUUACAAAGCUACUUGGUUUGUACGCGAAUGAUGUCCUUUGUCGAGUUGUUCUUGGAAGGAAUUUCUCAGAGGGAGGUGAGUAUGACUUCCAUGGUUUCCGAAGUAUGCUUGAUGAGUAUCAAGACUUGCUUGGGGGUUUUAGCAUAGGUGAUUUCUUCCCUUCGAAAGAAUUUGUACACACACUAACAGGUCAUAAAUCAAGGCUUAAGAAAACUUUUCAACGGUUUGAUAGCUUUUUCAACGAGGUGGUGCAAGAACAUCUAGUUCCACACAGAAAAAAUGAGGGACAGAAGGAUCUUUUAGAUGUUUUACUUGACAUACAACAAGACGAUUUUAGUGAUAUGCCCCUAACCAUGGACAACAUCAAGACUAUUCUACUGGACAUGUUUGCUGCAGGAACAGAUACAAGCUUCAUAACACUAGAUUGGGGAAUGACAGAAAUGAUUAUGAACCCAGAAAUGAUGAAGAAAGCACAAACAGAAGUAAGAACCUUAUUAAGAGAAAGAAAAGAGGUCUUAGAAACUGAUUUACCUCAACUGCACUACCUUAAAGCUGUUAUAAAAGAGAUCUUUCGCCUACACCCCCCUGUACCUGUACUUGUUCCAAGAGAGUCCAUCAGAGAUGUAACCAUUGAAGGUUUUGAUAUCCCUGCCAAAACACGGAUUUUCAUCAAUGUGUGCAUAGGAAGGGACACAAAAUCCUGGAAAGAUGCAGAAACAUUCAACCCUGACAGAUUCAUUGGAAGUUCAAUCGUUUUCAGGGAUUUCAAGUUGUUACCUUUUGGUGCAGGAAGAAGAGGAUGUCCGGGCAUCACUUUUGGAACAGUGACUGUAGAACUCGCUCUUGCUCAGCUUCUCCACAGCUUUGACUGGGAACUUCCACCAGGAGUUGGAGUCAAAGAUUUGAAUCUUUCAGAAGCUUUCGGUAUAUCCAUGCACAAGACAUCUGACCUGAUUUUAGUUGCCAAACCACGAUUCUCCUAAACAUACUAUGAGAUUUAGGGGAAAGUGGGUGGUAGCAAGACUCAGUAUGUUAUGUUUUUUAGACUUUUCAUCGUCCAUGUACCAUUUAUUCAUGAAAAAUGCAAACCGAAGUCUCA